GUUUUGGAUGGUGAUGAGGAAUGCGACUCCUUCUGGGAGGUAUUUGGGGGCCAAGCUGAGGUCAAGAGCGCCGAAGAGGGCGGGUGCGAUACUCAAGUAAACGAACCAGGACCAAGCAAACUGUUCCGAAUCUCGGACAGCGAUGGGGAAAUAGAGGUGGACCUAGAGAAAGAAGGAGAGUUGAGCAAGGAUGACUUGGAUACCAACGAUGUGUUCUUGGUAGAUGCGGGGGGUUUGGCACUGUUUAUCUGGGUGGGUGACGGUGCCAGCCUGGAAGAGAAGGCCAACGCGUUCCAGAUUGCUAAUAAGUACAUUGCGCUGAAUGAGCUGCCACAUACUGUACCAGUGUCGCGCGUGACGGAGAGCAACACAUCGAAGGCUUUCGACGCUCUGAUGGAUAACUGA
Sphaeroforma arctica JP610 is the source of this 405-nucleotide messenger RNA. RefSeq lists its product as hypothetical. The annotation marks the transcript as partial. The record is from RefSeq and is a predicted model, not a curated record. NCBI's taxonomy places the organism in Eukaryota, Ichthyosporea, Ichthyophonida. The transcript has a single exon. Gene Ontology annotation, molecular function: actin filament binding.